AUGCGGAGCAAUUGCUCGCUUGGUGGCAUAGGAAUGAUGUGCUCGCUGAGUGAACAAGGCAAGCAGCUGGCAAUCCAGGUGUCCAACAUCUUGGGGAUGGAUGGAUGUGGCAUCGACCUCCUCAUGAAGGAUGAUUGCUCGUUCUACGUCUGCGAGGCCAAUGCAAAUGUAGGUUUCAUUGCCUUUGACAAGGCUUGUAAUCUAGAUGUAGCUGGUAUCAUAGCGGACUAUGCCGCUUCCCUUCUUCCCCCCGGUCGCUUGACACGACGCAUGUCCUUGCUCUCUGUGGUGUCCACGGCUAGCGAGACUAGCGAGCCAGAGCUGGGCCCUCCAGCUAGCGCCACUGUCGACAAUAUGAGCGCCAGCUCCAGCUCUGUCGACAGCGACCCUGAAACCACAGAGAGAGAGUUGCUCACCAAGCUCCCGGGUUCAUGA
Podarcis lilfordi (Lilford's wall lizard) is the source of this 435-nucleotide messenger RNA. NCBI's taxonomy places the organism in Eukaryota, Metazoa, Chordata, Lepidosauria, Squamata, Lacertidae. The record is from the annotation of a GenBank genome assembly.